AUUGAAGCCAAAAAAGCCUCCCCUAGCUCCAGAACCUACAGCAAAGUUUAAGAAAAGUGGAGGCAAUAUCUCUGAAGAAGAGGUUGGAGAGGGUCGGGAAGAAAAUGCUGUGAAACCCAAAAUAAUUACCAAACUGGCAGCCCAAAAGAAAUCCAUCAGUUCGGGGGUUAAGUCUACAGGAAAGCAGGCUAUUGGGACAAAGGCCUCAAAAAGCAAGGGCAGUGCAAAAUCAGAUGGCUCUGACUUGAAAAUGGGAAGGAAAGCGGUGGAAUCGUCUUCAACAGACAGAAAGGGGAACAGGCAGGAACAAACAACUAAGGGAGGCUCAGGGUCCAGCACAGCCCGACCACAAACCAGCAGAAACAAGCAGGGUAAACUGGUGUGGACCCUGACAGUGGUCAAGGGCAAAGGGAAGACUUCCAAGGUCAAAAAGGCUGGGGAGAUAACAACAGACAAAGUUAAGCCACAGAGGUCUGGGAAGAGAAGAAAAGGAUCCCAGCAAGGGGGCAAGGUUGAACCUCAGUCUAGAAAUGGACAGAAGACCACGAAUCCCCACAUCGCCUCUCAAGGAGUAGCACUGUCUCCUAAACCUGUGAAUAAGCAGCAGAGGAAGAGGGUGUCCAGGGGAACUGGGGAUUCCACUGAGGUUGGAGCUGAGCUGGGUCAGGAGCCAGCAAUACCCCUGGAAAGAAAGAAACCAGCACCAUAUACGCGUAAGUCCAUAUUUGGCUUCAGGAGGAAGCCCAGUAAUGUGCACAAGCUUAGUCUGCCAGAUUCUGUCGUGAAACGCUUCCGUCGUAAGGUUGUCUUCGACACCUACGUGCCAGAGUCGCUUCCAACCCCAGUGAAGCAGGUGGGACAGGAGGCGCAGUGGGAGAGAACCGGGACAGAGGGCAAACCUCUCCUGUCCCCUGGAGAGAUCCAGCAAGGAGGCAGAAGUAACAUCUCCUUGCCUGUGGUGAGCGCCAGGUCUUCACGUGUCAUCAAGGCACCCAAGAGGUUCCUCCAUGACGAGAUCAUAUCCUUGCCGAGGGGCUCCCCGAAAAAAAAGUGCCAAUACAAGGUGGAGGAGGAUGCCAUGAGCUUAUCCUUUUAUGAUUCAGACAAUGAUGACAUGGACAACUUGUCUCGAACUCCAGGUCAAAAUGAGUUCAAACCUGAAGUUGACGGCUCAACUGGUAAAAAAACACUUAAGACCAGCCUUUCCUCAAGCCCAGGCUCAUCCCACCUCGAGGUCUACGAGAGACUCAAGAAGCUGACUCUCAGCCUGGCCCAGAAGAAGAAGAAAGGCCUUAGUGCUGCUGAUGGUGAAACCACAGAAGAAGCCCAGGACUACCUAAGUUUGACUUUGCCGGUUAGGAAGAGGGGGGGGACCAAUCUGAAGAUGGAGGACCUCAACUCUCCUGGGGUUGUGAGGAAACUGGCGGUGAUAGUCAGUGACGCUGCUGCUGCAUCUCAAGCUGCUUCAUCUGAGACUCUGGAGGAGGCAGCAAAUGACACAGAAAAUGUCCAAGGGGUGGAGGCUGCUGCUGACGGGGAUUACGAAGGAGAAAGCCAGGCUGAUGAUGGGGUGGUGGUGGAACCGGAGGGCACCAGCCAUCGGAGCAACCUCACCAGCAUCAACAAGAGGAUGUUCCAUCUGCUGAAGAAGGCCAAGGUCCAACUCAUUAAGAUCGACCAGCUGAAGAGAGCCAGGCUGCAGCUUGUGAAGAUCGACCAAGAAAAACCAACGAAGUCAUCACAGCUCCUGUCUGGAUCGGUAAAGCUUGGUCCCAGAGAUUUAGGAGGGGGAAGGAGGAGGAGGAGGAGGAGGAGGAGAGGCUCUGCUCAGGACCAACUCCCUGGCGGCCCACGCAUCAAGCACGUCUGUCGGGCAGCAGCGGUGGCGUUGGGGCAACCCCGUGCCAUGGUGCCUGACGAUAUCCCCCGGCUUAGCGCUCUGCCCCUCCAUGAGCGAGAGGGCAUCACCACCUCACCAGCUGUAGAAGACAUUGCGGAUGACCCCUCUGACUGCACGGUCAGGCACAAGAUGAUGAGACAGAAGCACAAGUACAUCAAGCAGCGGAAGUUCAAGCGGAACUAUAACGAGGUUGGUCCUGGGGGCCGCGCCACCCGCUGUAGGACCUGCCAGGGCUGCCUGCGUGAGGGUGACUGCAGCACCUGCUUCAACUGCCUGGACAAGCCCAAGUUUGGAGGGCCCAACACCAGACGCCAGUGCUGUGUGUUAAAACGAUGUGUUCGGAUUGAGGCAAGGAAAGUAAAGCGCGGCAUCAAGCCAUUCACAGUCCUUUCGAGGCGGCGGCGCCAGACGUCAGCUAAUGGCCUUCAGUUCAACAAUGAUGUGUCGGCGUGCUGGGGAGAGGCAGAGGAGAUGUCGGCCCCUGCAACCCUUGGAGACUGCCUGAGGCCUUCCACCAGGAAGCAGCCGAGGCGGAACGUGACGCCACGCUCCUACAGCAGCCUGCUGAAGUCUGACUCGGACGAGGACACAGGCGGCGAAGGCGUGGUCAAUAGUCCUGUAAAGAAUUCUGACGCUCCCAGCAGCCAAGAUGCUGCAUCCUCUGACCUCCUAGCUCCUGAGGAUGGCCCAGUGCCCAGUGAAGUUGUAAGGCACCGCAGACCUGGUCCACCCAAAAGACUGCUGGGCCGAUGCAGAGCCGACAAGGGGAGCGUCUCAGAAGAGCACCGCCCAGGGCUGUUGGUUACAGAGGGCCACCUAACAAGGAGCCCCAGCGAUUCCUGCCCUCCCAGGAUCUCACUGCUGCGGUUACGGCGGCGCCUGCAGGUGCAGCUGCAGCGACUGCCCCCGUGUGUGGUGCAGUCGCUCAUGCAGAGGGACGAGGAGUCGGAUGACGAGUCUUCGCAGGAAGAGGAGAUGACUGUUGUUAAAGAGGGAGAGCAACAACACAAUCCCAGAAUUGAUCCCCACUAUGUCCUUCAUUCCCAGAAUGCCGUGGAAAACACGUCAACUAACAUCCUCACUGCGCUAACCAACAGACUCCCCCAAAAGGGCCACUUGAAGACCGGGACGCACAGGAUCCGUGUGGACUUUAAGGAGGACUGUGCCAUCCAGAACGUGUGGUUGAUGGGCGGUCUGAGUAUCCUCACCUCUGUCCCCGUCACGCCUCAGCCUGUCUGUCUGCUCUGUGCCAGCAAAGGACACCAUGAGAUGAUCUACUGCCAGGUGUGCUGCGAACCCUUCCACAGCUUCUGCCUCUGGCCCGAAGAGCGCCCCCACGAGAAGAACAAGGAGAACUGGUGCUGCCGCCGCUGCAAGUUCUGCCACGUGUGCGGCCGUAAGAGCAAGAACAACAAGCCUGUGUUGCAGUGCAGGAGGUGUCAGAACUGCUACCACCCCUCCUGUCUGGGACCCACCUACCCAAAGCCCAUCAACUGUAAGAUGCCCUGGGUGUGUAUGACGUGUAUCCGGUGUAAGAGCUGUGGAGUGACCCCAGGGAAGACCUGGGACAUGGCCUGGAACCACGAGCAGGACCUCUGUCCCGACUGCAGCACCCUCCACAGCAAAGGGAACUUCUGCACCAUCUGCUCCAAGUGUUACGAGGAGAAGGACCACAACAGCCAGAUGAUGGAGUGCUCCAGGUGUAGCCACUGGGUACAUUCUAAAUGUGAAGGACUCUCUGAUGACCUGUAUGAGAUCAUGUCCAGCCUGCCAGAGAGCGUAGUAUAUUCCUGUACACGCUGCAGCCAAUCACAGCCCAGAUUCUGGAAGGAGGCGCUGAAGGAAAGGCUGAGGGCGGGGCUAGAGAAUGUGCUGACCAACCUCCUCUCUGACUCCUCCGCCCAGCACCUGAUUACCUGCAGAGAGUGUGAGGAAUCCACGGAACUAAAUGCUUUCAGGGACCAACAGCAGCCCAUCUGUGACCUACAUGCCGUGGGUCAAAAAUGUACAGGCGGCCAGUACACUUCACUGAAAUCAUUCCAUGAGGAUGUUGUCAUGGUGAUGAGGAAGUGGCUAAAGGAGGAGGAGUCUCUCCCUGAGGACCUGAGGCCCACCUGUUUGGCCAGGUCUCACUACCUGAAGUUGCUGGAGGAGACUUUCAGUUGGUUUCAUAGCCAGGAUCAGAAAAUGUGGGACCCAAUCUCCAAAGAUUUCCCAAGUGGUAUGCUCCCUGAGGCAGUUCUUCCACCCUCUAAGGAGCACAGCUAUGCACAGUGGCUGGAGAGGACAUACCAAGUUACCAGGGGCUCAGGGUGCCUCCAGCAGGAGAUCAGCAUCCCUUCCCUGUACUCAGUCACCACCCAUCAGUCCCGGGCUCUGGAGAGCCUCCCAUUCAAAUCCCAAGGUACACAUUGUGCUCUAACCGGGGCCCUGGAACUCGACUGGACCAAAGAUGAGAGGCAGUGUGCACUCUGCCAACAAUGUGGAGACGCCACACCCAACGACGCAGGCAGGAUGCUGUUCCUGGGGCAGAACGAGUGGGCCCACGUCAACUGCUGCCUGUGGUCCGCUGAGGUGUACGAAGACAACGGAGCUCUACUCCAAGUACACAGUGCUGUCUCCAGGGGGCGCCACAUGCGCUGUGAGCGUUGUGGCCAGGCGGGGGCGACGGUUGGCUGCUGUCUCUCGUCCUGUCAGAGUAACUACCACUUCAUGUGCGCCCGCGCCCGCAACUGUGUCUUCCAGGAGGACAGGAAGGUCUUCUGCUCAAGGCACCGCGACCUCGUCAGUGAGAAGAUGGUGUCUGAGAAUGGGUUUGAAGUUCUCCGGCGGGUCUACGUGGACUUCGAAGGGAUCAGCCUCCGUAGGAAGUUUCUGACUGGCCUGGAGCCAGAGUCUAUAAAUAUGACCAUUGGUUCACUUCAGAUCAACAGGCUGGGUGUGCUGACUGAACAAUCAGCAAAUGGUGCAAGGUUGUAUCCUGUGGGCUACCAGUGCUCUCGGCUGUACUGGAGCACAGUGGACCCUCGGCGGCGCUGUAAGUACACCUGUAAUGUGACGGAGGUGUACUCUCCACUCCCGGAGAAGCCAGGGGAACCACAUUGGUGGGAGCAGGAGGAGAACCGAACCAUAGCUCACAGCUUCUACAAAGAAAUGGAAAUUCCAGAGGCUGUGAUGAGUCCUCUGCCCAUUCAGGUAUCUCCCAGCACCACUUCAUCCCCCCUGAAACAGGAGCCUGGGGCCAAAACCCCUAGUUACUCACAAACCAGGAGACCAGCAGGAGGAACAUCUCGACCUCUUCCCUCUCCAGGGAGUGCCAUGACCAAAUCCCACCACAUCCUGACUCUCAGGGAUCUGGGCGAUGCCUGCCAGCCGCGUCGCCUGUCUCGGGGCCGCCGCUCCGGGGACUCCUCUUCCCCCACCGAUAGCCCCGCGGGACCAAUGAUGCUCCGUUCAGGGGGCACCCUCCACCCCAGGUUCCUACCCUUCAGCUCCCCUCCCAGAACCAGCGAAAACCUCCUGAAUUCCCCUCAGAGAGUACAACCUCGCGCUGGCUCCUCCAGCUGGCGCUCCCCUCUCUUGUCCCCCUCCAGUGUUACCUCCCCUCUAUCUCUGCGGCCUGGCGCCAUCGGCAGCCCACCCUCCAACCUCCCUCUGGCAAUCCGCCACUCCUCCAGGAUCAGGCACUCAUUCAAAAUCACAACUCCAGUGUCCACUGAGGUGCCACAAGACUUCUUAGCGUCAUCCGAGCCAGAGGUGGCAGUGGUGGUGCCCUCAAACGGGAUCACAUUGACAGCAAAUAAUAUGGAGGAAGACACAGACGUCGGCCCCCUGACGUUGGAUCAGGACUUGCCCUUCGCGCCCUUCGACGUGGCGGACGCAGACGUGGCGGUGGCCUCUGUGCUAAACGCCAAGCUGGAGUUUGACGAGGCCUUGCUGAAUGAGACUGUGGCGCUUCACUGUGGAGGUUCCCAGACAGGUGGAGGCGAUAUGGAGGAGGUGGAGGAGGCAUUAGAGGAGGAGACCCAGAGCCAGACUCGGGGUGGGGACAACAUGGAUGCCAACAUGGCUCCAGUAUUCACCAAAGUAAUGGCUACUAAAGAGGUCCUGGAGAACAGUUCCUCAGACGAAGACAUGGAUCACUACUUGAAGUUAUCUCGUACGUUGCUGGUGUGCAAAGUCUCCAAGGACUCAGGGCAGGCAAGUCUCCCUCUCCCCCCACCAGCUCCUACGUCUCAGUCCAUCUCCCAGCUUGACGGAGCGGAUAACGGCUCUGAGAGUGACUCAAGUGAUUCUACCUGCGAUGAGGAAGAAACUCAGGAAGAGGGGAAGAAUGGGGAAGAUCAGGGGGCUGACAGUCAACCCGUGUUUGAAACCUGUGACCCAAAUAAUGACAUGUCUAUUGAAGAGGAGGUUCUGAUGGAGUCUGAGCAAAUGGAAUCCCAGAAAGAGGUUCUUCUGGACCCCAGCAGUGGCCAUUUUGCUUCGGAUGACGACAGCAUCAUAGAGUACCUGGCUAAUAAUAAAAAAGUAGUGCUUGAUGAUAGCGACAGCUCUGGCUCCUCUACAGAUUCUCUCAUUGGAGUGGACGACGAGAUGGGAGACCCAGACUUUGAGCCGGAACCCAAACCCAACCCCAAAUCAAUUCCCGUGAAAACCAUCAUGGAACGCCCUCGUCCUGUGAACAUGAAAACUAUUCCACGUAAACCCACACCAACGCAGAGAAAAAUCAUCAGGGUGUCCCUACCCUCUGGACCUGCUCUGCCUCUGAAUGUAGCCUUCUCUUCGCCACUCAUCGCUGUUCGAACCAUUCCAAGGACAGUCACCUCCACCGCCUCCCCGACCCCAUUUGUAAUGAAUGGCAUGAACUCUAUAGCCUUACAGACAGGGGCCACUACGGGGAGAGCUAUCGCUAUCCGCCUUGCCACACCAAGACAAGCAGCUCAGCAGCAGCUGACUGCCACUAUUCAGUCUGCCUCCAACUCAGCCAUGUCUCCACAGGUUCUGCUAGUCAACCGUCAAGGUCAGAUUCUGAUGAAGGAUCCAAAGACUAACACCUUCCAGACUGUCAGCACCAGCUCCCCUUCCUACAGCCGCAUCAGCCAGAUAGCCAAGAUUAUCCACAACAGUGGUGCACUGCCCCGCGCGAUUCCCCAGAUGGUGGUCGUACCCGCUACAUCUACACCCUCGCCACGGACAGCCAUCUUCCAUAGUUCAAAUCUCAUCACCAGUAACAGAAACACCACCACACCAACCACCAUCUCUAACAGAAACAACACCACACCAGCAACCACCACCAAUCUCCUGAUCAGGACCCCACAGAGUUUGCAUGAUGGGCGAGUGCUGGUCCGAGCCAUGCCCAUGACGCAUGGAGCGAAACAAGUGAGGGUCAAGUGCGUCUCUAUGCCCAGCUCUCCAGUGAUGACAGGCAACCAGGCCCAAGCUAUCUUAGACAGAGCCAUGGCUACUCAUCGCGAGCCCUCUCGGAUACGGCCUAAUAUCCUCAGGGUGAGCGCGUCCCAGCUGAGCCCAUCCCACAUCCAGGUCCACCCGUUCCUCAACAAGCUUCAGUCUCCUCUAGACAUUUCAGACACACCUGGUCAGAUGCUCCGCCACGAGCCGGCCACCGUACCCGAGUCUCAGGUCCGUGUCAAAAGAGUGUCCUUUGUCGCAGAGCGUCCCGGCAAGAAGAAAUGUAAAACUGAUUUCCUCCCGCAGUCACCCUCUAGUGACCUUGAUGACCUAGAUGGCAGCAGAAAUUGUGGCGUUAGAACUAAAGCCCCAACAAUGAAAGAUGUGCUGGAUCUGGACCAGGAGAAAGUUGAGCCCAAGGUCAUCCUACCAACAGAACCUGAGAAGAUCAGACCACCUCCCAUACCUCAGAUGGCACGUCAGCCCAACCGCACUCUACGUCCACCCAGCAGCAGCACCACUCAGAGUAGCAGUAACAUCCAUGGGAAAACCCACGUCUGGGUCAGUGCCCGCCAUGGAGAUCUCUCUGACUGGGGCCCCUACUCAGGUUUCAGCUCUGACGAGGACACGUUGCCACCUAAACAGGACAAGACCAGGUUUGCCCACAGGAACCAGCCCCACCUGCGCUUUGAGAUCACCAGCGACGACGGCUUCCAUGUACAGGCAGACAGCAUAGAGGUGGCGUGGCGAGCGGUGAUCGACGGCGUCCUGGAGGCCCGAGCAGGGUUCCAUCUGAAGGCGUUGCCCCUGGGCGGGGUGAUCGGGGCACGGGUUCUGGGCCUGCUCCACGACGCUGUCAUCUUCCUACUGGAGCAGCUGCAGGGUGCCGCCAGCUGUAAACAACACCGCUUCCGCUUCCACCACUCCGACAGCCCUGACGACGAGCUGCCCAUCAACCCCAGCGGUUGCGCCCGCGCUGAGGUCUACUCGCGGAAGUCAACCUUCGACAUGUUCAACUUCUUGGCGUCUCAACACAGACAGCUGCCUGACAUCAUGUCGACGCCAUGUGACGAGGAGGACGAUGACGUCCUACUGAAAUCCACCAGACGAGCCACCAGCACAGAGCUUCCCAUGGCCAUGCGCUUCAGGCACCUGGAGAAGACCUCAAAGGAAGCAGUGGGGGUUUACAGGUCUGAAAUUCACGGACGUGGUCUGUUCUGCAAGAGGAACAUUGAGGCAGGGGAGAUGGUGAUCGAGUACGCAGGCAAUGUCAUCCGUGCUGUUCUCACAGACAAGAGGGAGAAAUACUAUGACAGCAAGGGCAUCGGCUGUUACAUGUUCCGCAUUGAUGACUUUGAUGUAGUUGACGCCACCAUGCACGGCAAUGCCGCCCGUUUCAUCAACCACUCAUGCGAGCCCAACUGCUACUCGCGCGUCAUCCUCGUCGACAGCCACAAGCACAUCGUCAUCUUCGCCCUGCGUAAGAUCUACCGCGGCGAGGAGCUCACCUACGACUACAAGUUCCCCAUCGAGGACGACAGCAGCAAGCUGCGUUGCAACUGUGCCACCAGGCGCUGCCGCCGCUUCCUCAACUAGAAGACCAACCUGAACAGACACCACGUUGGAGUACUUGAAUUCUUAGAGGGAGACUGGGAGACGCAAUGAUGUGGUCAUAAGGGUGGCGUUACCGAUAAGUACUGAUGAAUUGGACACUCCUCCGUAGAUAGUUUAAUUUAAAGACGGACUGAUAUGACGCUUUUUAAUUUAAAGACAGACUGAUGGACAUUUUGUGGAUAUAUCCCAGAGCAGGUUUUCCUAAACUCGAUGUCUACUGCUACAGGCAUCUAUUCUAGGCCUUCAAAGAAACCCAGUUGAUUCAGGCCUCAGGACUUUAGGCCACUGGUGACAUUACACCAUCUCAUGGGCCACUCGCUUGGUUUGUCUACGUUCUUGAAUCAGUUGCCAAUGGCCUCUGCUGAAAAUGAAGGUAAAUAUUCCACAGUUGUGGUGCUUAUCACUUAGACCAGAGAUGGGGUUGAUUAUGUACUUAAUUUCAGUUUGUCAUCAUUCAGAUUACUCUGUUUUUACGAGGAAUUCCAUGUUAUUGUACUGUAGCUAUGACAGUACAAGGCUACACUCGAGUCGAGUCAAACUAUUUUAGCACCUUAUUUUCAAUGGCCAUAAGCGUGAGCGUUUCUGUAUAUAAAAUAAAAAAAGCCUGUUGUAUUUUUUAUUUUUUUUCCGUUGACCCUAGCCACCUCCAGUAUACAUUUUAGAGCAGCUAUAUUUUAAUUGCCCAUGUCGAUAUUAUGGAGACCGUUAUAACAGAAUAUGUCCCAAAUGACACCCUGUUCCAUACAUAGUGCACUACUUUAGAACAGGGCCAAUGGGGAAUGGGGUGACAUUUUGGACAUGGCCAGAGACUCUUAUGAGCAGGUUCAGGUUGUUGUUCCUUUUGUUGUACUUAUAUGAAGGUGCUGUUCAACUAAAAGAUACUUUCACUUAUGGUUUUAAUAAAGGUAAACUCAGCGAAGUGCCGUUGCUACGAUCACCACCGCAGAUAUUGAGAUGAGCGAGAUGCAGGACUUCGAUUUCACACAGUCACACACCGUAUGUGCGUAACGGGUUAGAUUCACGCUGUUACAGCGUGGUAGCCAGGGCACGAAAACAGCGGCGACGUUGAGCCUCGCGCUUCAAAGCUGUUAGUUGGAAAUUGACCCACUAUGCUGUUUACUUUCUGCAACUCCGUCAUAUCGCUGAGUCUUACCUUUUAAACUGGUUCUCCACUAAUUUCUCCCCUAUACUUGAAAUUAGAAUUUAAUUACUGUGAAAACAUAUCUUGUUGCACCCUUCUAGAAAGAAAUAAUGAAAGAUGUUUUUAGUCUGCCAGGCAUACUUUUUUUCACUUGUUUUUGUGCCGUUUUGUUCUUGAUUAUCCAGACUUUAAUACUGGUACUGAUAAAAACUGCUUUGAUAAGUCAACUCCCUCCCUAACAUUUUACAACCCAAUUUGUAUAUGUAUUCAUGUAUAUUGGUAUACAUGUAUAAUCAAAAUGCUAAUGAAAAAAAAGUGAUGUUUUCAAAUAUUAACCUGGUUUAUAUUUGGUACUGAACACCCACUAAUUUUAAACGGGCAUAAAGAUUACAGUUAAAUGCCUGGUCGUAGCCUAUGCUCAAAUUGUCGUCCUUUAUCUUUAUCUGUGUGGCCCUCUUCUACUUACCUAACAGUGACCAAUCCUCUCCCCUGUCUCUCACAGGUGUAUUACCUCAGUGGCUCACCAUGACAUAAACAAGAGAAGAUCAUGUUUGGGCUCUGUUACAAUGACUAGUUCAGCCAGUGCUUGGGGUAUUGGAACUCUUUUUCUGUUUGUUCUGGCCCAAGUCAAGCACUGACUGUAGUAAACCACGUGGCCAAUAGAUUGUUUCAUUCUAAGUGGUAUGCUCGUAUGGAUAUUGUAACUUGCUCUUGGUUUCCAACUCAUGCUGUGCAACCCCAUUUUAGGGCACUGAGCUGGCAGUGCAUGCAACAAAGGACACAAUCUACAUGUUUCUGGUUUGGAGGGGUCUCUGCCCCAGAGUACUGAAUAAAUGCAGUGUGUUGCCGUAGGACUGUUUAUUUCACUGCGUAUUGAAUGAACAUUGUUCUGUAAAGCGAACUUUGUCUGUACAUAGUUGUAUAAAAAAAAUUCUAAACCUGUAUUUUUUUCUAAGCACUUUUUUUAUUUAUGAUAUACUUGGCUUAAUAAAGAUGUUGAAAUGUUUGAAGAAA
Molecule: messenger RNA, 11081 nt
Organism: Salvelinus namaycush (lake trout)
Lineage: Eukaryota; Metazoa; Chordata; Actinopteri; Salmoniformes; Salmonidae
Product: histone-lysine N-methyltransferase 2A-like
Exons: 35
Coding region: 251-8908 (2885 amino acids)
Biological process (GO): positive regulation of DNA-templated transcription
Cellular component (GO): nucleus; histone methyltransferase complex
Molecular function (GO): zinc ion binding; histone H3K4 methyltransferase activity; protein binding
Source: RefSeq, a predicted model, not a curated record